Messenger RNA from Ctenopharyngodon idella (grass carp), 5047 nucleotides. It is a transcript of the gene fbxl3a, whose product is annotated as F-box and leucine-rich repeat protein 3a. Gene Ontology annotation, cellular component: SCF ubiquitin ligase complex; nucleus; cytosol. Gene Ontology annotation, molecular function: protein binding. The record is from RefSeq and is a predicted model, not a curated record. Gene Ontology annotation, biological process: entrainment of circadian clock by photoperiod; G2/M transition of mitotic cell cycle; SCF-dependent proteasomal ubiquitin-dependent protein catabolic process. The transcript is spliced from 5 exons. Bases 1114 to 2448 code for a protein of 444 amino acids. Lineage: Eukaryota; Metazoa; Chordata; Actinopteri; Cypriniformes; Xenocyprididae.
CCUGAAAUAUGUGCGAGACUACACAAGAUGUGAAAAUUUAAAUAUAGUCAUAAAUACGCCGCGUCAGACACUUUACCGCUGUCACAUCCGUUUGCCGUCUGCUCUGUUGUACGUGUGAGUACAUGAGCUGUAACGUUAUGCGAAAAAGAUGCAAGAAAUACAAGACCGAUCACAAUUCAGAAUGCAAAUAGAUGUGAGAAACAAAUCCAAUCGGAAUUUAUACUCCGUUUUCACAAAUUGUUGUUCGUUGUCGUAUUUUGAAUGGAUCAAGUGUAAUAAAUGUAAUGUGAGGUGAAUUUCAAACUGUAGUCUUAAAUGUCCAAAAAAAAAAAAAAAAGUAUAAUGUUUGCAGAAAAAUAAAAAAAGAUAGCCUAACACUGGAAUUGUCUACAAAAUUUGAAUAUACAGUUAGGUAAACCGCCGCACUUUCAUCGAAUAUAACUAUAUAGUAACUAUUUUCAAUUAAAGUUUCUCUGUGUAUCCGGUCCAGACGGCGUUAUUGUCACGUGGUACGUGUUACAUUUCUCUGCGUUUUUUUUUCUGCGGCUCUACUAAUCACUGUAGCCUGUUGUUAUAGUUUGUUUUUAGAGAUUGCUCGGACAAAUUUAUAUUUGUAUGUCACUCAGAUAAUCAUUGGAAAAUACAUAUUAAAAAGCUUAUACUUCCUAAAGCAUAAACGGCUAUAAUAAGACAAAAACUGAAUUCUGCUGUAUGGGGUGUUCAGCUUUCUGAGCCGCCGUGCGCCCCCUGGAGGAAGACCCAGUUUGAGUCGUUUGAGUCAUAGAAAAUACAGCAGACAGCCGCCCAAUGCUACUCACUCACACUCGCCUGACUCGACAACAACAUCGCCAUUUUCAGCGCUGGGAGGGAGGCGGGGACGCUGAAAUCUCCCGCGGUACAGAAGUAGGUCAACCAGCAAUAUAGCAGAGACAUACGCACUCAGACUCCCGAAAAAACGAGAUAUAACUAUAUAAAUCUGCGCUCAUUCGUUUCCAAUGCGUACGCUUUGCUUCACUCUGAUGCGUUCGGGUUCCUGUCCAGGUUGACAUUCAGACAAGUUAUCAGGAUUUUAUUUGUUUUUCACUGUUUGUGAGCGAGCUGAACGGAGAUAACAUGAGUCACACGCAAAACAGCUCUCUCAGGCCCCCAAGAAUGAAAAGGAGGUUGAGCAGAGAGCGAGAGGACAGCACCUCAUCCUGCGACGGGCCGACAGACUCUUGCAAGAGGGUCAAACAGCCCGACGAGGACUCUGGAGAUCAGAUGUCCAACUGGGCUCGACUACCCCAGGAGAUCCUGCUUCACAUCUUUCAGUACCUGCCGCUCCUCGAUCGUGCCUUCGCUUCACAGGUUUGCCGUGGCUGGAACCAGGCCUUCCAUAUGCCUGAGCUGUGGAGAUGCUUUGAGUUUGAGCUCAAUCAGCCUGCCAGCUCUUACCUGAAGGCCACACAUCCUGACCUAAUAAAGCAAAUUAUAAAGAGGCACUCCAAUCAUUUACAGUACGUCAGCUUCAAGGUGGACAGCAGUACAGAAUCAGCAGAGGCUGCGUGCGAUAUCCUGUCUCAGCUGGUCAACUGCUCUCUGAAGACUCUUGGGCUGAUCUCCACUGCACGACCAAGCUUCAUGGAGCUACCCAAGUCCCACUUCAUCUCUGCACUCACCGUGGUGUUUGUCAACUCCAAGUCUCUUUCGUCUCUGAAAAUUGAUGACACGCCAGUGGAUGAUCCUUCGCUUAAGGUCCUGGUGGCCAACAACAGUGACACACUUAAGCUGUUAAAGAUGAGCAGCUGCCCUCAUGUUUCUCCUGCAGGUAUUCUGUGUGUUGCUGAUCAGUGUCAUGGUCUGAGAGAACUGGCUCUGAACUAUCACUUACUGAGCGAUGAGCUCCUUCUGGCGCUUUCCUCCGAGAAACACGUGCACCUCGAGCAUCUUCGCAUAGACGUGGUAAGCGAGAACCCUGGUCAGCAGUUCCACACCAUCAAGAAGAGCAGCUGGGACGCCAUGGUGCGCCAUUCACCCAAGUUCAGCCUUGUCAUGUACUUCUUCCUGUACGAGGAUGAGUUCGGGCCCUUUUUCCGCGACGAGAUCCCGGUUACGCACCUCUACUUCGGCCGCUCGGUCAGCAAGGAGGUCCUCGGCCGUGUCGGCAUGAACUGUCCCCGCCUGGUGGAGCUGGUGGUGUGUGCCAACGGUCUGCGGCCGCUAGACGAAGAGCUGAUUCGUAUCGCCGAGCGCUGCCAGCACCUGUCGGCCAUCGGACUGGGCGAGUGCGAGGUCUCCUGUAGUGCUUUUGUGGAGUUCGUGAAGAUGUGUGGCCGCCGCCUUUCUCAGCUGUCUAUUAUGGAGGAGGUGCUCAUCCCAGACCACAAAUACAGCCUGGAUGAGAUCCACUGGGAAGUGUCCAAGCACCUGGGUCGUGUUUGGUUUCCAGAUAUGAUGCCCACCUGGUGAAAUGCACAACUGUUGCAUUCAAAAGACCAUAAGUACUCCUAAGCCUUUGGUAAUAUGGGCUUUUAAUGUGGUCUUCAGUUAAUUCACAAGGUUUGUACAUAGAUUUGAUUUGAGAUGUAAAUUCCAGUGUGGACUGUUGUAUUAAAAGGAUAGUUCACCCAAACAUUCUGUCAUCUUUUACUCACCCUCAAGUCAUUUCAAACCUGUGUGAUCUUGUUUUCAUUUGUGGGACAUAAAAGAAGAUAUUUUGAAAAAAGUUGGUAACCAACAUUCAGUUCUGGUGACCAUUGACUUCAAUAAUAAAAAAAAAAAAACCACUUAUAAUAUCUAUAUAAUAUGUCCCAUAGAAUACACAGAAGUCAUGCAGGUUUGGAAUGACGGUACGUAAAUGAUGACAAUUUUCAUUUUUGUGGGAAAUAUGCCUUUAAUGGCAUGUUGUGGCAAAUCUACAUUUAAAUGAAUCUUACAAAAGUUUAUUCAGGUCAUAUUUAACCCUAAAAUUAAAAGAAAAAAAAAAUUAUAUUUGAUUAUAUUUUGAAAAAAUGUAAUGGUUCUAAAGAAAAUUGAGCUUAUUUGUGAAAAAUAAUUUUGUAUUUCUUUCAUUUGGGGGUGUAACAUAACCUGGACAUUUUGUAACAUUUACUAAAAUAGAGGAUCGCUGUACACAUCAUACCAUGUAUAUAUGUUACAUUUUCAGAUUAUUUUGCAAAAUGUGUGUGGGGGGAAGCAGUUGUUUAUUUAGAAAGGAAACUGAAAGCUGUUUUAUCUAGAUCAGCUUAUCAUCAUAUGCAGAUUGUGUUUAUGAUAUAGACUCUCAGUGUUUGUUGAUGUUCUCAGCAGAUGCUCAUCUAUUUCUCCACUUCACUUCUGCAUAAUUCACUUUGUCCAGCUGUGUAUCUGUGCAGAUCGCUGUUUUCAGUGGCUCAACAUUGUGCUGUUUUUUCAAACUGUAAAGGUUGGAUCUCAUGUUAAAUCAUUCUUCCAUUAGAGCAGAGUUAUAAAUAGUUAUAAAUGUUUAAGCUAGAAAUUAAUUUAUCCACCCAUCCAUUUCCCAAACUGCUUGUCCAUUGUAGGGUGACAGGAAUGUUGGAGCCUAUCCCAGCAGCUCUGGCCAUAAUCACAUUUUGAUUAUAUUGGCCUAAUGGUUUGUGUAGUUAUUUGAAUUAGUUUAGGAGCAGCACCUCCUAGUGGCAUUAAAAGCCAUAACACUUUAGUGAGAGCGGUUUCUUUCACCAACUAGUGGCCUCUCACUAACCAGUUCACCAACACAAGUUCAAGGUUAAAAAGAAGUGCACAGCCAUCUGGGUUGUAAACAAUAAGUGCUCACUUGAAUGUGUGCUGAUUUGGUUUAUGUAGAUAAAGAAUUGUAUUUUGUGUGAUUAAAACAUUUUGUAUACAAUUGGUAAUUACAGUGCUUUUGUACAAAAAUAUAUAGUGAAUAAUAUGCACCUUAUACAUACCAAAUGGAAAUCUUUCUGAUGGUUUAGGCAAGUAGAAAAGUAACAGUUGUUCAUAUUUUGGUGUAGCAGGGAAGAGGGUGCAGAACAAUAUAACAGCAUAUUUUCAAGGUCUUAGGUAUGUUGGAGUUGGUCAGGGAGGAUGGAAAUGAAAGGAUCAGUGUUAGGCUAGACAGCACACUUGUGUCCUCAGAUUUGGAAAGAGAUUGUAAAAGAAUUUUAGGGAUACAAUGAACCGUUGAUUGGUUUCUAUUGGAUUGCGUGAGAAUGUUGUGCAAUGACAAACUGAAUGGGAUACAACCAGAUAAUAAUUGAUUUUUUUUUUUUUUUUUUUUUUUUCUGGAUACGCUUCAGACAUGGCUGCAUUAACAUGCACCCCUUCGAUUCAGUAUUGGAGUGAAGCAGUGAAAACAUUUUCCUUUAAGAAGGAAGUCCCAUGUGUCUGUAUAUAAAAUGCUGUGUGUUUGAUAUAAAUAGAAAUACUUAUAUAUACUUCUGUGGAGGUUCGAAGUGUUUCUGUGCUGAUCUCUUUCAGAUGAGUGGGAAUUAUUCCUUGAUGGAUCUUUGUACCCUUGUGAUUAGAUGAUCAUCAGUGUAAUUUAUUGAUAUGCUUUUUUUUUUUUUUUUUUGCAUUAAUCUGUUUAUACUAAUAGUUUAACAUUGAGUGAGAUGCUCCAUGUUGAUUUAUAUGCAUAUUAUAUAAUUUAUAAAAAGUCAAUAGCAUGUAAGUUUUCUUUUACCAGUUAUCCAGAAUUAAAGCUGUAUUAGCUGUAAAUUGUAGCAUCUAAAUUAAGAAAACUAAGAUUCCUGUCAUCAUUUGAAAGCAAAACAUUAUUGGAAAUGAACAGAAAAAGGAAGCUACAGCCUGGUAGUUCACAUACAAUUUAGUUAUUUCAUUAAAAUAACCGAGCUUUUUGCUAGACAUGACUUUUUGAAAGUGCAUGCUGAAGAGCAUUACAUAAACCCAACGCCAUUGAUACAUGUACAAAUAGCAUCAAACCAAGUGCUCAUGUAUUUGAUUUUUCAGAAGCAAGUGAGCAUAUUGCUUGUAUUGCUAAUAUGAAAGCAUCACAUUUCUUUUGUGUUGUAAAAAUGUGAUUAUAACUGUCUUUUGUUGAAAUAAAUAUGGGCAAAUAAACAUU